Messenger RNA from Anarrhichthys ocellatus (wolf-eel), 3435 nucleotides. It is a transcript of the gene pnpt1, whose product is annotated as polyribonucleotide nucleotidyltransferase 1. The record is from RefSeq and is a predicted model, not a curated record. The transcript is spliced from 28 exons. Gene Ontology annotation, cellular component: cytosol; mitochondrion. NCBI's taxonomy places the organism in Eukaryota, Metazoa, Chordata, Actinopteri, Perciformes, Anarhichadidae. Gene Ontology annotation, biological process: mitochondrial mRNA catabolic process; mitochondrial RNA 3'-end processing. Gene Ontology annotation, molecular function: polyribonucleotide nucleotidyltransferase activity; 3'-5'-RNA exonuclease activity; RNA binding. The coding region runs from base 95 to 2404 and encodes 769 amino acids.
UGACAUGGAAGCCCCCAUGCGCGCAUCCGAACUGUAAAGGCACUGACUGUCACCCCGAUACCUUUCUUUGUUCUGUUUUCGUGUUUCUGCAGAUAUGAGGUAUUUACUCCAACUCGGGCACUCGUUUGCACGCCUUCACGUCCGUUUAUGUCACCAGAGUGUUUACAGCAACCACGCAAAUCCACGAGGACUGGUAGUGGACCUUGGGGAGAAGAAACUUGAGAUCUCUUCAGGGAGGUUUGCUAGAUUUGCUGAUGGAUCUGCUGUGGUACAGCUGGGCGAUACCUCUGUGAUGGUGACCGCUGUGAGCAAAACCAAACCUUCUCUGUCUCAGUUCAUGCCUCUUGUGGUGGACUACAGACAGAAAGCAGCUGCUGCGGGUCGAAUCCCCACGAACUAUUUGAGGCGAGAGAUGGGCACCACUGACAACGAGAUCCUCACCAGCAGACUCAUAGACCGGGCGAUCAGACCGCUGUUCCCUCAUGGCUACUUUUACGACACUCAGGUCCUUUGUAACCUGCUGGCAGUUGACGGCGUCAAUGAUCCAGAUGUGCUGGCCCUUAACGCAGCGUCUGCUGCUCUAUCCCUGUCUGACAUCCCCUGGCAUGGACCCAUAGGUGCCGUGCGCGUGGGCAUGGUCGAUGGAGAGCUGCUGAUCAACCCCACUAGGAAAGAGAUGACGUCCAGCACUCUUAACCUCAUCGUGGCCGGAGCUCCCAGCAGUCAAGUGGUGAUGAUCGAGGCGUCGGCAGAGAACGUGCUGCAGCAGGACUUUUGCCACGCGGUGAAGGUGGGAGUCAAACACACCCAGCAGAUCAUACUGGCCAUCCAGCAGCUGGCGCGAGAACAGAAGGUCACCAAGCGCACGUUCAAGGUCUUCUCAGCCCCGACUGACAUGGUGGAGCAUGUUCGGCAGUCAUCUUCCAAGAAGAUCUAUGCUGUCUUCACUGAUUACACUCAUGAUAAGAUUUCAAGAGAUGAAGCAAUCAACAAAGUCCGACUAGAAACGGAAGAGGACCUAAAAGAAAGGUUCCCUCAGGCUGACCCCUAUGAAGUCAUUGAAUCCUUCAACACUGUGAGCAAAGAAGUCUUCCGCAAUUUAGUGCUGAAUGAGUACAAGAGGUGUGAUGGGAGGGAGCUGAUGGCUUUAAGGAACAUUUCCUGCGAUGUGGACCUCUUUAAACCGCUGCAUGGCUCAGCUCUGUUCCAGAGAGGACAAACACAGGUGCUUAGCAGUGUCACGUUUGAUUCCCUGGAAUCCAGUGUCAAGGCAGAUAUUAUCACCACAGCUUUGAGCGGCAUCAAAUCCAAAAAUUUCAUGCUUCAUUAUGAGUUCCCUCCAUAUGCAACCAAUGAGACUGGGAAGAUGGGAGGCAUCAACAGGAGGGAGCUCGGACACGGGGCCCUGGCUGAGAAAGCACUGAGACCAGUCAUUCCUAAAGACUUCCCUUUCACUAUCCGGGUCACUGCUGAGGUGCUGGAGUCAAACGGUUCUUCCUCGAUGGCUUCAGCAUGUGCAGGCAGCCUCGCUCUAAUGGACGCAGGUGUUCCCAUCUCUUCUGCUGUGGCAGGUGUAGCAGUUGGCCUCAUCUCCAAGGCCAACCCGGAGAAACCUGCUGAGAUGCAAGACUACAGACUACUCACUGAUAUUCUGGGAAUAGAGGACUACCUUGGAGACAUGGACUUCAAAUUGGCAGGGACAAACAAGGGCAUCACUGCUUUACAGGCUGACGUGAAGAUCCCAGGUUUGCCUCUGAAGGUGGUCAUGGAGGCCAUCCAGCAGGCCACGGUGGCAAAGAGGGAGAUCUUGGGCAUCAUGAACAAAUGUACAGCAAAACCCAGAGAGACAAGGAAAGAGAAUGGACCUGUUGUUGAAAAUGUCCGGGUGCCUGUUUCCAGACGAGCUCGCUUCGUCGGUCCAGGCGGCUACAAUCUUCGCAGGUUACAAGCCCAAACGGGUGUGACAAUAAGUCAGAUGGACGAGGAGACAUUCUCUGUGUUCGCUCCAACACCAGGAGCCAUGAAUGAAGCCCAAGACUUCAUCAGUGAGAUCUGCAAAGAUGAUCAAGAGCAGCAGCUGGAGUUUGGUGCUAUCUACACUGCCACCAUUAUUGAGAUAAGGGACAUUGGUGUGAUGGUGAAGCUUUAUCCCAACAUGAGUGCUGUCCUGCUGCACAACUCACAGCUGGACCACAAACGGAUCAAACAUCCAAGUGCUUUGGGUUUAGAGGUGGGACAGCAGAUACAGGUCAAGUACUUUGGACGGGACCCAACAGACGGCAGGAUGAGAAUUUCGCGGAAGGUGCUCCAGUCUCCUGCUGCGACGGUUGUCAAGACGCUGAGUGAGAAACAGAGCAUCUCCAUGGGUCCAAGCGACGGCCACACGACCAGCGGCGAUUUGUGACACACCAACACAACGACUUCUGGCUUUGCCAACAAAGUGGAUUCAAACCGAGUCGAUUUUUUGCUACAAGACGUUUCUGUUGAUAAAUCGACCAAACCAAGAGCAACAGUACAUAAAGAGGUGUCCCCUGCUGUCGUGGGUACGGAUGUGAUUAAACGGCACUGGAAUAAACCGUCGCUCAUCAAGUGCAGCGUCCUGCUGUCAUCGGUGGAUAGGCACCGACUGAAAAGAACACUGAGCGGGAGACUCAUUUUAAAGUUUUAUUUUGAAGUGUACUCGUUUUACGGUGUCUUGUUUUCGGAUCGGCCCCCUCUGUUAUCAUUGACAGCAUCGAGCAGUAAGAGGGUUUUCUUUCAGCACUUCCUCCAAUGUCAUCUCGCAGCUUUCACCGUGCAAUGUAUCAAUGGUUUCCUUAUUCACACGUGCGAUAAUACUGCUCUUGUGGUAUUGUGAGAUUUCCAUAUUUGGUGUCCGCUGUGGCAGUGAGUCCUCUAAGCUGCCAGGAUCAGGACAUGGACAAAGAAAGCAAAGUGGGAAGAACACGGUGUACAGUUAUAUUCAAAUUUUUUUUUUUUUUUUAAAUAUUCCCUUGAGUUUUGCAGUAUAUGUGAGUCAUCUGUAAAAAUUACUGGUUGCUUUGUAAUGUUAAAAUUCACAACCAUUCACAAGUAUAGCAUGGACACAUAAAGGAACCAGACUUCUAUGUCGCACAAUAUUCAGAUGCCAACAAAGAAAUACACUUAAGUGCCAGAAAUUGUCAAAAAUAAUCUGAUGUUUGAGAGUUUCACACACCCACGUGAUGUACCCUGAGUCUUAAGAGAAUUGUGAAAUGCCUACGUUCCCAAAUUCGCUCUUGCGCUAAGCAUAUGUUGUAAACUGAAAAAAGUAUUCUGAAUAAUUCACAAAACAGUCACUAUCAGUUGUAUAAGAUAUCUUUGUGUAGGGGAAGAACAGUACCUACUGCAGCACGGAGGAUUUUUUUUUUUUUUUUUUUUUAUAGGUUGGAGUACACUUGGGAUGCUCAAAUUAAA